AUGGGUGUUCGUCAUUUGAAAGUUGAAUUUUGCGGCGGUGCUGAGGUUCUGUUUGGUAAGAAGAAAACGCAUCAACUCGAAAUACCGACGAACGAUUCGUUUAUUCUGUCUGAUUUGUUGACGUUUAUUAAAGAGAAUCUUAUCGAAGAUAAAGACAGGACAAACCUGUUGAUUGAGAAAGACACCGUAAGGCCUGGAAUAUUGGUGCUGGUCAAUGAUGUUGACUGGGAAUUGUUAGGUGGGCUGAAAACUGAGCUCAGUGAUGGUGAUAUGGUCACAUUUAUUUCAACGCUUCAUGGAGGAUAA
Anisakis simplex (herring worm) is the source of this 306-nucleotide messenger RNA. NCBI's taxonomy places the organism in Eukaryota, Metazoa, Nematoda, Chromadorea, Rhabditida, Anisakidae. The record is from the annotation of a GenBank genome assembly.